AUAUAGUUAUAUGGUAACAUAUAUUUACAAUGACAACAUGACACACUCUUAAAUGACUACUUGAUUCAUAAUCAAACAAGCACAUAACUAAGACGGUAACAAAUUAGACUCAUCUUUGUUCCAUGAUUUAGACUUUAUCAAAAACCAUCACAAAAGAUGUAAAGAGAAUCAAGAGAUGGCAACUCUUUAGUAAUUUUUACGUUGACCAAAAAAAAAAUCUGUUUUUAUUCUGUUCUGAGUUUUGAGUUUGAGGUACUAAAAAUACAGAAUACAUUCGUUUUGGCUAAAUACGGAAAUUACCUUUUUGUCGUCUAUGCGCCCCCAAAUAUAUAAAGUGGGUAUUUCUGUCGAACAGUUGGUGUGCAUAACCCACUAAAACUCUCGAUGAGAAGCGUCAUACCCAUAAACCCUGCGAAGAAGAUAGAAGCUGAUUCGAAUCCCGUCAAAGAAUCAGAUAGUUACUAUGAAGGCGAACGUCUUACGCAUCUGCUCGGCUUGAUUCAGAGGUACAAAAAACACUCUCUGAAAACCCUAAGACUUGGUCCUUUAUUUUUUGUUAAGAAUUUAUCUUUUCUUUUGGUGGAAAUUAGAGGAAUUGAGGCUUCUAAGCUUUCGAAUGUGAACUCAUUGCCUGAGAAGAUAUGGCUCAAGAAACAAAUCGCGAUUGGGAUCAACGAAGUCACUCGUGUUCUCGAAAGGAUGGAAUCCAACAACACUAGUGACCAACAACAAAACCCUAAACAACCUCCGGUUCAACUUCAGGUAGUGAUUGUAGUAGCAGACUGUAAACCGAGGAUGCUAACGAAGCAUAUACCCAACUUAGCUGCUUCGAGGGGUGUUCCUGUUCUCUAUAUUAGAGACAACAAACGAGCCUCUCUCAGAUUAGGUGAGUUGGUUAAGCUCAAGACUGCUCUAGCCAUUGGUGUUAAGGCCAGAGGAAACGAACUCAACCUACUACUCCAACAGAUUCUUCCCAGUGAUUCUUGAUCCUUUAAGAGAAAAGAGUUUCUUUUGAUCUUGUUUCGAUGUGAUGAUCCUUUCUCACUGUACUAGUAGUAGUAUAUACAGAUAAAUGACAUUAGACAACCAAAUGUAGCGAUUGAGCUAUUUUUCUAAGGAUGAAUUCCCGCUCUUGUUCCCAAAAAUAUUUUUAACUGUUUAAGGCUCUCCUAGGCGCUGGCAAUU
This is a messenger RNA of Camelina sativa (false flax), 1185 nucleotides long. NCBI's taxonomy places the organism in Eukaryota, Viridiplantae, Streptophyta, Magnoliopsida, Brassicales, Brassicaceae. The record is from RefSeq and is a predicted model, not a curated record.